AUGGGGAGAAUAAAAAAGGUGGCGGGCCUUAAACAUGAGGCUACAAUCUCUCCCGCUUUGGCUACCUUCGUUCAGCAAACCAUCACAGUUGACAUCCCGGAGCUUCCGUCAUACCUUUCAACCUUUCCCCGCCGAUGGCCUUUCCCACGAGGUGAUCUAUAUCACUGGAUUAGGGUUCUGAACCGUUUUGAUGAGAUCCUCCAGCUUGUAGUAGAAAAGUAUAAUCUCAAAUCGGGACCGCAGACGAAACCAUUUGGCCGCCUUGUCCUUCAAGACACUUGCGUUUCUGCCGGGAUUGCACCAACCACUGGAGCGGCCGAAACCCAUCUGGACAAACUUGGCUUUGGGCCUGAAGGAGAUCGAGAGUUGGUCGAAGCACUCCUAGACUUUUCACGACUCCUGCUCGAGAAAUGUGGCAAUCGGACCCUCUACAGUAGCAGCGACCGCCUAAAUGACCUCCUGAAUACGACCUCACUGUCCCUACUACAAUGUGUUCUUCGUCUGGGUAUUAGCCUCGCCCAGCGGUACUUCUCCAGACAACGGCAAUCAAAUAGCACCCAUUUUCAUCAGAGUUUACUUGCAUCUCACUACAAUAUUGAAUUGGAGCGCGUCGAAAAGCUUGCCGCACCUUUUCCUAAACCGGCCCCUGCAAAACCAGCUGAUGCUUCAUCAAGUUUUAAAGGGAAAGAGAAAGUUACUCACAUACAGGCUAGCCGUCGGGGUUCUGUCGCCAAAUGUAAUGCGAAUGAUCUCAUUGCUCUUACUAAAGAGCCCUCUGAUACCUCAGAACCUGAUGGGCUCCCUGUCAACGAGUGGGAAGAGUGGGGUAGCAUUAGCAUGUCGUAUUACUCUCCUCCAUCAGAUAAUAAUGGACCUGCACCUACAGAAGCACCCGGGAGUACACCGCAUCCUCCAACUACACCGGCUCAUUUGCGCAGAACAUCUACUCAUCCGGGCUCGAGGAUGAAUAGAAGUUCUGCCACUGAUGAUUCGCCAACGGCGGAAGCCCAUUCUCCAGUUCAUAAGCCUGAGGAAGCGACUAGAGGAAUGAAAGUGCGUGAGAUCCCGAGCUCAACAAUAGUAUCUUCAAGAAUAGAGCACGUUUUACAAGAGCACUUGGAAGAUCUUCCCAAGGAUUCUUCAAAAUAUGACUUGUUACAUCGACUCCGCGUUGCAUAUGCCCUUACAUCAUCCACUGAGACCAGACGUCAAAUCCUUGCUAUUAGAGUUCUUGCGGUUACGAACUUGGCAUACAUUUACCCAGAGACUCUUUUCCAACAAAAGGUCCUGUAUCAUGAUGCUGAUGUACCGAAACGCCUGCAACUUUCAUAUCAACUAGCUGAAUUUGUCCAUCUCGGUGCCACUGGUGACAUUACCGCCUCAACACUUAACCAAACUUUCGCGCUCAACUGUCUCGAUGCGCUGGCAAAACAUAAAACUAGAGCUGCAGACGUUUGCGCCGCCCUUAAUGUGAAUGUCAAUCAUGGAAUUCUCAUGUUCCUCACACGGAAAGCGGUGGCAGACCUCGCCGUGGAGGAGAGCCCAGACGACCCACCGGAAGCUGACGAUUGGCGGGAAGCAUUGUUUACCUUGCUUCGAACGCUUCCAAAUUGUGGAACACGGACACCGGAAACUCUCGUGGCGGCGGGAUUGAUCCCUCUGCUCGUCGAUAUUUUGAACCUUAGGACAGAGAAAGCGAGGAGGAUCUAUCCUCGAGUUAUGGAAUUCAUGGACACUUUUGUUCACUCUGUUAGGGAUGCUCUGGCGACACUGGCUGCAGCUAGAGGUUUCCAUGGCAUUUCGGAUUUGAUUUCCUACGAGACGAGAGCAUCCUUUGAUUUAGUGGCUAAGGGACAGGGUAUUCCGGUUCAAUUUAGAACGCCAGCCAUCGACUACCAAGUUCCAUAUUUCCAGCAACAGUCUUUGAGAUGGCUCUUCAAAUUUGUCAAUCAUGUAAUGCAACAUGACAGCGGUGGAUUUGAGCGCUUGCUUCGGAAUCUUAUUGAUUCUCCCCCGCUUCUAACAGCACUCCGUUUGGUUUUGGAGAACGCCCGAAUUUAUGGUUCUCAUGUGUGGAGUGGUGCAGUGAAUAUCUUGAGUCAUUUCAUACAUAAUGAGCCAACUAGCUACGCUGUCAUUGCAGAAGCCGGAUUGAGUAAAAGCCUCUUGGAAGCGGUGACGGGCCGUUCUAUCCCCAGUGAUGCAUCAAAUAACCCUGCUGCUGCUGCUGCUUCUGCUGAAGAAGAAGGUGGUGAUACUCCGACCCAACUGCGGCCUUUUUUCAUUCCCGCACUUGCGGAGCCCAGUGAACAUGAAACCCUCAGAUCCAAAAUUGUCAGACCACCCGAUCGCAAACUUGCUGAGGGUAUAUUGCCUUCGACUGAAGCUAUAGUGUGUAUUCCCCAAGCCUUCGGGGCUAUCUGUCUUAACCAGGGAGGUCUUGAGUUGUUCAGAAAGUCAGAUGCCCUUGAAAGCUUUUUUGAUAUCUUCGAAAGUCCCGAGCACGUGAAAUGCAUGAAAACUGAUUCGAAUCUACUUCGUGUAUUGGGUAACUCAUUCGACGAACUUGUUCGACAUCACCCCCCUCUCAAGUCUGCAGUCAUGAGCUCGGUUUUGCUUAUGGUUGCUCGCGUUACGCAGCAUUGCAAAUCCAAAGCAUGGGAGCGUGGGAUGGGAGCUAAACUCUGGACGGAAGGGGAGGAUGGAAAGCUUUCAGUUGCUGGAGGUCCCUCUUCCUUGGUUGGUGACAUUGGUUCUGCAUUCAGCAACAUUCAUGGUGAGCAGCAAUCUUCAUCAGGAGCAAAGCCUGCGGAUUCUGAGAUGCAGAGUGCCACAGCAACUCCUGAACUGACUUUCCCUAAGCUGGGAAACUGGGACUUCAACGAUGUUGAUAGUCAUGGUCUUUCUGUCCCAAAUUACAUGUUCCCUGUUGUGAGGUUUCUUCAUGCCUUUUUCGAGAACCAUACAAUUUGCAACACUUUCAUCGAAGCUGGAGGGGUUGAGUAUGUCCUCGACUUUGCCACGCUUCAGAGUCUACCGUUUGAUUUCCAUAAUACGGAAGCGAGCCAGCAGUUAACACAGGUGAUCCAUUUGAUGGUCGAGGUGAAGCCACACCUUGUCCUACCCUCUCUUACGAAACGAACCCAAGAUGCUGUUGACCGGUUAGCUCCGUUCUGGCGACACUCUGGCAGUGCCGGAUUUUUCUCUCCAUUGACUCAUUCAAGGAAGCAACAACCCCAAGAUUCUACUGCCAAGAUUCCAGAUUCCGAAGAUGUGAGGGCUACAGGAACAUAUUUCGCGAAGCAUCUCGUGGCUGUUCGUACACUUACGGAUAUCCUUCGCGAAGCAUACACUCCACCAAACUAUAAUACACGGCCUAGCCAACAAACAUCUCCUUUUGUCCAGGUAAAUUUGGCAGAUAAAUAUGUUGCCCUUAUUAAGUCACUUGGGUCAUUGCACUCCGCAUGUGUGUGGGAGGAAAUUUUAUUACAAAAAGACAUGCCGGAACCUUGGAACGAAGCGACUAGAGUUUCUGAAUAUGGGCUUGGUGGAGAGGAGGUGAUUGAACCGCCAAUUACCGCCCCCGCUGACGAUGCGUCUGAACCCGGCGAUGUAGUGUCGGGAAAUGCUGCUGAAAGAGCUGCAACUGUGGUAAAUUCCGUUGCUACACUGCCCAAUGGCGAGGCUAGAUCUCAAAAUUCGGCCCCCCAUUCAUCCCUGAGCGUGGAGAAAAGUGCAGCAUUUAAGAAUGUCAAAACUCUCCGUUACUUGCUCAGUUCUCUUCCAUCCUCGAUAACUGGUUUCUUCCACCUCCUGGGACAUGGGCUUAUCAGCAAACGACGAAUGGAUACCUAUCAACGGCAAAAGGCUGGGACUGUUGCUGAUGCGAUUGCGUCAGUGGUUCUCGAGCAACUUGACCUCGAUGCUGCCAAGAAAGCAUCAUGCGUGAAAGACCGGUUUUCGUACCUCAUCGUCAUCCUGUCUUCGUUUUCUCAGCUGCUAUUUGACACUACUGCCGAACGGCCUCAUUCUCAUUGCCUGACCAUGAUUCUAUCUGCGUUUAAGAAGUUGAAUGGGAUUCAGGCGAUGAAAGAAUUGUGUGGACUAUUCUUGAAUGAAAUCAAGUCUCUCGGUCCCCAAGCACCCGUGAAUAGUAACUCAAGAGAUGUCCCUGCACGCCUUGCUUCCGCAUAUGGGGGUAUCAAGAUCAUUCUGAAUUUCUUUUCCGAGAUGACGUCCGCUCAAUAUAUAAUAGACUCAUCGCAGACUCAGGCGAUGGCAAGCACCAGUGGAGAUAGGGAUCGCCCUGACUAUUUCCUUCCUGCGCAGUUCUUGGUUGAAUUACGGAUGGAAGUCAUUCCCAUGGUGCAGGAAAUGUGGAGUUCGGGCUUUGUCGAGGAAGCGUCCAGUUCUAUUUUGAAAUCUCUGAUUGAUAUUCUCCGGUCGGUACUUGAAAGUGAAUACGAAAUGGGAGCUUUCCGUCGUGGUGAAACCCUCCCUCCCCUUGUAUCUGUGACACCAAAAACCUUCACCUGCCAUAGGGACCGUUUGUCUACAUUGAAGGAAAACGGGCAUGAUGAGAGCCUUGCCCGGGAGGCCCUCUACCGGUGCAACAACUCUGCUUCUGCCUCCGAGGAAUACUGCACUAGCCAGCUUGGUCUUCGGCCGCCACCUAGGAGCCCAAUCCCUCCCAAUGAUCUAGAACAGACAACAGCUAGCAGUUCAUCUCGCCGUGACAGCAUCUUUGGUAAUCUUGGAAGCCCACAGCAGCAAUUGGACAAUGCUUUAGCCACGCCGUCUGCCCAGACCGAUCUUGCGUCGUUGCUGGGUCAUAUUGCCCAACCAAAUACGAACGAGGAAAGUAUAACGAGCCUCGCGGAAAAUACCGUUCCCAAUCAAAUUGUACAAGGUGACAAUGCUAUUACGAGCACUAGCGGACUUCUGGCUAUGAGCAUCGACAAUAUUCUCAAUGACCAGGAAGAGCCACGUAGUGAAGAUAGCAACACCCUUUCUCGGCGUGCGGAGAAUGCUGCUCGAUCUCAGCCCACCAGCCCACCUACUCCUUCCCCAAAACGACGAGAAGUAGUCGCCAUUGAGGACCUUGACAUGGAGCGCGAUAAAGUGCGAAGCAACCUGAUCGAGCGGUGUCUCGAUGUGCUCAAUGUUCAUCAUGACAUCACUUUCGAGCUCUCUGAUCUUAUUGGGUCUGCCACUGCAAAACUCCGUGAUCCGGUUAACUUCCGCCGGGAGGUUGGUGAGACGCUGAUGCACUUCCUGAUUUCUCUCCAGAUGGAAGAGAACUUCCAAUCUGCGGGAAAGAAAAUCGCUGCAUAUGCUGGCUUGUUAGCCUUGGUACUGCAGGACCGCGAAGUGUAUGAAGCUACGCUGGAAGAGCUCAAGGAAAAUUUCUCGAGUCUGCUUGGCUUUAUCAACAUUCCUUCCUUCUCAUCUGAAAAGCCCACGGAAGAAUCUUGUCCAUGGAUACCCCAAGUCUUGCUAAUCCUUGAAAAGAUGCUUUCAGAUGAUGCAACCCCAACAUUAAUCCGAUGGAACCCACCAAACUCUGAUUCUCCUGCGGCACCAGAAGAGCCAGCAGCACUAGAAGAGUUGGUCGUUUCGCUUUCGAAUAAGAUGGAGCUUUUUCAGGCAAUGGUCGAUAUUCUACCUCGGAUUGGGAAAGACGAAACCCUCGCGCUAUCCGUUGUCCGUAUACUCGUUAUCUUGACCCGUGAAAGGGAAAUUGCUGUGCGAUUAGGGGAGAAACGUAACCUUCAACGUCUAUUUGUCAUGAUCAAGCAAUUGGCCGGUGCUUCAGAUGAAAAGCUUCAAAAUGCAUUUAUGGUCAUCCUGCGACAUAUAAUUGAAGAUGAUGAUACCGUUCGCCAAAUAAUGAGAAGUGAAAUUGUUGCUGGCUUCGAGAGUCGGUCACCAAGGCAGACAGACACUACAGGAUACGUUCGUCAAUUCGCGCAUCUAAUCCUGAGGAAUCCUGCCUUGUUUGUGGAGGUUACAAAUGAAAAGGUAAAACUACAGAGAUACGAUUCACAUCAACGACCACAACUACUGGUCCUGAAGUCCGAACCAACAAAUGAUGUGCUUUCUGGGCGUGAUGAGACCUCUUCCCGCCAGGAUGAUACUGAAACUGCGAGCAAAUCGGAAACUUUGGAGGCGCUUACUGAGCCUCAAGAUGCGCGGGCGUCUGAGGGCAAAGAUGUCAAGGAAAAGGGCAGAGCCGUCGAACUAAAAGCGCCUGUUAUUGAACACCCUGACGGCGUGAUUCACUAUUUGCUCUCUGAACUUCUCUCGUACCGCGAUGUCGAGGACAAAGAGUCGCCCGUUGAGCCUUCCGAAAGGACAACACCUCGUACAGAAACCCAAGGUGAUAUUGAAAUGGCCAGCGGACCAGCCUCACCUACCUCAACAACUUCGGGAAACCAGACGACUAAGCCCCCCAAGAAGUCUGAUAAGCCACAAUUUAAGGCAGACGAGCACCCGAUCUACAUUUACCGCUGCUUCCUGCUCCAGUGCCUGACUGAGCUCUUGUCAUCGUAUAAUCGUACGAAGGUAGAAUUUAUCAACUUCUCUCGCAAGGCUGAUCCCUUUGCUACUGCUCCAUCAAAGCCUCGCUCCGGUGUCUUGAACUAUUUGCUGAAUUCUCUGGUCCCCAUCGGCACUCUGGAGCACAGCGAAUCGAUCUUCUUCAAAAAGCGUGUCAAUACGUCUAACUGGGCGAUGCGGGUGAUUGUGGCUCUUUGCGCCAAGACAGGGGAGUUCAGCGCGCCAUCCAGGCGUCGUACCGUUCCAGAUGGCGAUAACGAGCCCGAUCUCUUGUUCGUCCGCAAGUUUGUUUUAGAGCACGCUCUGAAAUCAUACAAAGACGCCAAUGUAUCUAACGAACCUCUCGAUACUAAAUAUGCCCGACUCUUGAGUUUAGCCGAUCUAUUUGACAAGAUGCUUUCUGCGACAUCCAGUGCAGACGGAACCACUCAUUACCCAUCAUCUACUCGCCAGGUUGCAAAAAUUAUGUUUGAAAAGCAUUUUAUUUCUGCCUUUACCGCAUCCAUAUCCGAUAUAGAUCUCAAUUUCCCUCCUGCAAAGAGAGCGGUUAAAUAUAUCCUUCGGCCGCUGAACAAACUUACUCAAACCGCUGUCUUACUGAGCGAAAGUUCGAGCAUUCAAACCACCCCAGGGCAGACUGAUGAAGAUGAUAUAUCUUCCGCAACCUCUGUAUCUGACGUAGAAGAUGAACGUGAGGAAACCCCAGACCUCUUCCGAAACUCCACGCUUGGCAUGUUUGAGCCGAAUCAUGAGGAGGAGACCAGCAGUGAAGAAUCGGAGGAUGACGAAGAGAUGUACGAUGACGAGUACGAUGAAGAAAUGGAUUAUGAAGAUGACUUGCCUGAGAAUGAUGGAGAGGUUGUCAGUGACGAUGAAGACUUGGAUGAACGAGGACCUAUUGAAGGGCUGCCUGGAGAUUCGGGCAUGGAUAUUGAAGUCCUCAUCGAAGGGGAUGACGAUGACGACGAGGAUGAGGAGGACGAUGAUGAUGAAGAUGAAGAUGACGAGGAUGACGAGGAUGACGAUGACGAUGACGAUGACGAUGAUGAAGAUGAGGAAGGCUCAUCUGCUAUGGAUGAUGACUUGAUUGCGGGCGAGAUCACUGGUGAUAAUGACAACGAUAGUCUCCAGGAUGGGGAUGAAGGCGAGUGGGAAAGCGAAGAUAUAUCGGACAAUGAUGAAGACGAAGACGGUAUGAACCACCAACUCGAAAACGAUUUGGAAGAUUUUGCCCAAGGAGACCAUCGGUCUAAUCUGCAAGAUGUAUUUCGGCUUCUAGGGGAGCAAAAUAGGAACCGCCUUGAACUCCGCCGGCUUGAAUUAGAUAUGGGUAUGGGAGGAGAACUUCAUAACGACCUUCUAGAUGAUGAAAUGCAUGAUGACCAAGACGAGGACGAAGAUGAAGAGGUAGAUGAACUAGAAGGGCUGGAUGCACUUGACGGAGACGAUCAGUUUCUUCAAACCUUUGAUUUCGACCAUCCGGAACGCUUCAUCAUGCAUGACGCUGAUCCAGCGAUGGAUCAUCAUCGUCACCACCAUGGACAAUUCCGCGGAAUUCCACCCCCUCCAUGGAGUAUGUUUUCUGGAGGUUUAGGGAACCGCCAUGGAAUAAUCCCCAUUCCAAGUUACAGGGCUCAUCGCAAUCAAGUACCACCACGCGGAAACGACGAUGGAACCAACCCUCUGCUACGUCGUAACGACCGCCCCGCCGAUAGUAUGCCUGGAUCCAGAGGUCCUCCUGAAGCUUUAAGUGACUGGGUGCAUGCAAUCGAUCCAAGCCACCAGGGGCGUCUUCUCUCGAUGGAUAGCCCGGUUACAUUCAUGAACGCAAUAAUGCAAGCCCUUGGUCAAGGCGGGGGUGGUUUUGGCGUCAUUAGCCGACCAGAUGGGGUUCAUGUUCGUCUCGAUCAAGGUCAUGUCUUUACCAACCGUAUUCAAGAUUUGUUUGGCCUUGCGCGCCCUCAAACAACAGCUACUCGCCCUCGUGAUGAUCCUUAUCAGGCAGUCACCUUUGCGCUCUCUGUUACUUCGACUCGUUGGCAAGAAGAAGCACGACUGCUCUUCAGUAGUCAUUAUUUAGAGAAAGCUCAGCGAAUUAUCAAUUCACUACUCAAAGUUCUUGUACCUCCGGCCAUCCAAGAGGAAAAGGAGAGACAAAAGAAACUGGAAGAAGAACUCAAGCGCCAGGAAGAAGAGAGAAAGGAAAAGGAACGUCAAGAGCAAAUUGCAAAGGAAGAAGCCGAGCGGGAGAGAAAACAAAAGGAGGAGGAGGAAGCGGCGUUGAGGCGUCAGGAAGAGGUAGAGAGAGCGGAGAGAGCCGCGGAAGAAAAUGCCCAGCGAAGCGCUGAACAUCCUGAAAGUGAGCCGAUGGAUGAUGUCCAGCCUACAGAGACAGAACAAGUUGCAGUCGAAAAUGAGCCAGCAGCUGGUUCUUCAGAACCUGUUCCUCGAGUGCAUACAACUAUCCGCGGCCGACAACUCGACAUCACUGGCAUGGACAUUGAUCCAGAAUAUUUGGAAGCACUUCCUGAGGACAUUCGUGAGGAGGUCAUCAUGCAACAACUUACAGAGCAGAGAUCACAGGCUGCUGCGUCUGGUGAAGAGCCCAGUGAGAUAAAUCCAGAAUUUUUGGAAGCGUUACCUCCUGAUAUCCGUGAUGAACUUUUGCAGCAGGAGGUUGCUGAUCGCCGUCGCCGCGAGCGAGAGGCUGCCCGUCGGAAUGCGGCGGCAAAUGGUAGCGCGUCUGCUGCAGAUGAUAUGGACCCCGCCAGUUUCAUUGCUACAUUGGAUCCCUCUCUGAGGCAAACCGUACUUGCUGAUCAGCCCGAAGAGAUUCUCGCGUCCCUAGGUCCUGAAUUUGUUUCAGAAGCACGUGCACUUACCGGACGAAGGCUUGCUCAGUUUGCCGAUGUAGAUAGAUUGGACCAGCGAUCGCGACCGGAUACUUCUCAACGUGACCAGGGUGCUAAGAAACCCCAACGCCGUCAAAUCGUCCAGAUGCUCGACAAGGCAGGGGUUGCUACCCUUCUGCGUCUCAUGUUCAUGCCUCUUCAGGGAAAUGCGCGGCAUCAUAUCAACGAUAUCCUUCAUAAUGUCUGCCAAAAUCGGCAGAACCGGUCCGAGGUGCUAAGUCUCUUGCUGUUGAUUCUCCAGGAUGGAAGUGCGGAUGUCUCUGCUGUCGAUCGCAGCUUUGCUCAUCUGUCCCUACGUGCUAAAACCGCAACAUCUGCCCAGAGAACGCCACAAUUGAAACGAACUCUAUCAUUGCCAGUUCCCAGUGGCAAUAAUGAUGUAACGCCGUUGGUUGUGAUUCAGCAGUGUUUGGGAGCUCUCUCGUUCCUCACCCAGUACAAUCCCCAUAUUGCAUGGUUUUUCCUCACAGAGCAUGACACAGUCUCAGCUCUUAAAAUGAAAGCAUGGCGAAAGGGCAAGGGCAAGGAACAUAGGGCCUCUAAGUUUGCACUGAACACUCUACUUGCUUUGCUCGAUCGCAAGUCAAUCAUGGAUAGCCCUAGUUGCAUGGAGCAACUAUCGGGUCUUCUCAAUAGCAUCACCCAACCCUUAACGCUUCUCCUCCGAAAAGACAAGGAAAAACAGGAAAAAGAUACUAAAGAAAAAGAGACUAAGGAGAAAGAGACCGAAGUGCCCGAAAAUACUACCCAGGCUGCACAACCUGCGCAAUCUGUGGAAGACAUUAACCAACAAAAUGAAGCAGUUGGAACUGCUGAUGAGGCUGCUCAUCUGAGCGAUACGCCUAUGCUUGAUGUUUCCCCCAACGAGCAAGGACAUGACCGUGCGGAGGGUAGUGAAGAAAUAGCUGGACCAUCUACGGAGGGAAAGGCCGAAUCGCCGAAACCUGUUGAAGAUGACAAGCAGAAAAAGCCCCGGAUCCUUGAACCUCCAGUAGUACCAGAGCACAAUCUUCAACUGGUUGUUCGUAUACUUGCUGCACGAGAAUGCAAUGGUAAAACCUUCCGAGAAACUCUUUCAACUAUCAACAAUCUUUCCUCUAUCCCUGGAGCGAAAGAAGUGUUUGGUAAAGAAUUGAUCGCCCAAACUCAAUCCCUUAGUAAUUCAAUCCUCGUUGACCUCGAUGAACUUCUUCCUCAUAUUGAUCAGGCGGAGACUGGCAUCGACGUUCAGGGUAUGGCGCUCUCCAAGUUUUCUCCCGCAAGUUCGGAUCAAGCCAAACUACUCCGGGUCUUGACAGCGCUUGACUACCUAUUUGAUCCGAAUAGGCUUGAUAAGGAAAAGUUCAGUGAACCUGAGACGUCCAAUAAAGAGGAUGUGUUGAAGACGCUAUAUGAAGGUGCCACGUUUGGGCCCCUGUGGGUGAAAUUGAGCGAUUGCUUGCACGCAAUUCGACAAAAAGAGAACAUGCUCAAUGUGGCCACAAUACUCCUGCCGCUCAUUGAGUCACUGAUGGUUGUGUGCAAGAACACCACCUUGAAAGAUGCUCCUCUUUCAAGACAUGGACGGGAAUAUUCAGUUUCCAGUCCUCCACCAGAGUCUGGAAUGGAAGGGUUAUUCUUCAACUUCACGGAAGACCAUCGCAAGAUUCUCAAUGAACUUGUCCGGCAGAAUCCCAAACUUAUGAGUGGCACGUUUUCUCUUCUGGUUAAGAACCCGAAAGUAUUAGAAUUUGAUAACAAACGCAACUACUUUAAUCGUCGCAUACAUUCGCGCGGCACAGAAAUCAGACAUACCCACGCGCCUCUCCAACUCUCCGUCCGCCGAGAGCAAGUUUUCCUAGAUUCCUUCAAGUCACUCUACUUUAAGUCCGCCGACGAAAUGAAAUAUGGCAAACUCAAUAUCAGGUUCCAUGGUGAGGAGGGUGUUGACGCUGGUGGAGUCACUCGUGAAUGGUUCCAAGUCCUGGCACGCGGCAUGUUCAAUCCCAACUAUGCCUUGUUCAUUCCUGUGGCCUCCGAUCGGACGACAUUCCAUCCGAAUCGCCUCAGCGGAGUUAACCAAGAGCAUUUGAUGUUCUUCAAAUUCAUUGGACGUAUCAUUGGUAAAGCUCUGUACGAAGGCCGUGUUCUUGAUUGCCAUUUCAGCAGAGCAGUUUACAAGCGUAUCCUUGGGAAAUCUGUUUCUAUCAAAGACAUGGAAACUCUGGAUCUCGACUACUACAAAUCUCUCCUGUGGAUGCUUGAAAAUGAUAUAACUGACAUCCUUACUGAAAACUUCUCAGUUGAAUCUGACGAUUUUGGAGAGAAGCAGAUAAUUGAUUUAGUGGAUAAUGGUCGUAAUAUUCCAGUUACUCAGGAGAACAAAGAAGAAUAUGUCCAGCGCGUUGUGGAAUAUCGAUUGGUUGGCUCUGUCAAGGACCAAUUAGAUAACUUCUUGAAAGGCUUCCAUGACAUUAUUCCUGCCGAUCUUAUUGCCAUAUUCAACGAGCAAGAACUGGAAUUAUUGAUUUCUGGGCUUCCCGAAAUUGAUGUGGAUGACUGGAAGAACAAUUCGGAAUACCACAACUAUUCCGCAUCCUCGCCUCAAAUCCAAUGGUUCUGGCGUGCGGUACGCUCGUUUGACAAAGAAGAGCGGGCGAAGCUCCUCCAAUUCGUUACGGGCACUAGUAAAGUUCCGCUUAAUGGUUUCAAGGAGCUUGAGGGUAUGAAUGGGUUCAGCAAAUUCAAUAUCCACCGGGACUAUGGUCAUAAGGAUAGACUUCCUAGCUCCCAUACCUGUUUCAACCAGCUCGACUUGCCUGAGUAUGACAAUUAUGAAACCCUGCGGCAACGGCUCUACACAGCGAUGACGGCGGGCAGUGAAUAUUUCGGUUUUGCCUAG
Paracoccidioides brasiliensis Pb18 is the source of this 12351-nucleotide messenger RNA. RefSeq lists its product as uncharacterized. The transcript has 7 exons. The record is from RefSeq and is a predicted model, not a curated record. Gene Ontology annotation, molecular function: ubiquitin-protein transferase activity. Gene Ontology annotation, biological process: positive regulation of protein catabolic process; proteasome-mediated ubiquitin-dependent protein catabolic process; protein polyubiquitination. The coding region runs from base 1 to 12351 and encodes 4116 amino acids.